Messenger RNA from Lotus japonicus, 1365 nucleotides. RefSeq lists its product as uncharacterized. The transcript has 3 exons. Gene Ontology annotation, molecular function: hydrolase activity. Bases 169 to 1137 code for a protein of 322 amino acids. Lineage: Eukaryota; Viridiplantae; Streptophyta; Magnoliopsida; Fabales; Fabaceae. The record is from RefSeq and is a predicted model, not a curated record.
AUAAGAUUAUAGGAAAGAAAGUAAAAGAAAUGAGAGAAAAGACUCAUAAGAUGAAAUGAUUUUGGUAUCCUCGACAUUACUCAGUCAAAGAUACUGAAAUUUUCAAUUGGAUUCUUCAACCCUGAACGCAGUGCACAAAGGUAAACAGACUAACAGAGAACCAGAGAGAUGGAGAGCAUAGUGCACAGAACAGUAGAAGUCAAUGGCAUCAAGAUGCAUGUUGCAGAGAAAGGAGAAGGCCCAGUAGUUUUAUUCCUACACGGCUUCCCUGAGCUCUGGUACUCCUGGCGCCACCAGAUUCUGUCUCUCAGCUCCAGGGGAUACCGUGCUGUGGCCCCUGAUCUCCGCGGCUACGGUGACACCGAAGCACCAUCUUCAGUGACCAGCUAUACAUGCUUUCACCUUGUCGGUGACAUCAUUGCUCUCAUUGAUUCUCUAGGAGUUGACAAAGUAUACCUUGUCGGUCAUGAUUGGGGUGCUGUUCUUGGAUGGUAUGUCUGCUUGUUCCGACCAGACAGAAUCAAAGCCUAUGUUUGCCUUGGUGUUACUUUCCGACCCUUCCUUGCAAGGAACCCAAAUGUCAAAACAUUAGAUGGGUUUCGUGCCAUGUUUGGAGAUGACUUUUACAUAUGCAGAUUUCAGGAACCAGGAAAGAUGGAAGCUGAGUUUGCUGAAGUUGACACUGCAUAUCUGUUCAAGAACAUACUCACAUUGCGAGAAUCGGGUCCCCCAAUUUUCCCAAAAGGAGAGUAUGGAACUGGGUUUAAUCCCAAUACUCCAGAGACCUUGCCAUCUUGGCUCUCACAACAAGAUCUUGAUUACUAUGUUAGUAAAUUCAACAAGACUGGCUUCUCUGGAGGGUUGAAUUACUACAGAAAUCUCAACUUGAAUUGGGAGCUCACAGCACCUUGGACUGGAGUAGGUAUCACCGGUGUGCCGGUGAAGUUCAUUGUAGGGAAUGUUGACUUGUCAUACGGUUCCUCAGAGAUGAGGGACUAUAUCCACAAUGGUGGGUUUAAGAAAGAUGUGCCAAGUUUGGAGGAAGUGGUUGUGCAGGAAGGGGUAGCACACUUCAACAACCAAGAAGCAGCAGAGGAUGUGAGCAAUCACAUUUAUGAAUUUAUUAAGAAGUUCUGAUCUGAGCCAUCUUGAUUCCAUUCCAUAUCUUGCUCUGGAACCCCUCUCUAAAUAAAACAGUGAUCCUAAAAUAUCAAGAUCGAUGGUAUCAAACUGAGCUCAUUCUUCAGAGAUUGUGUGUGUGCAGUUGUUAAUUCUCAUUGUAUUUCCAUUGGCACCACUCAAAUAACAAUUGUGGAUACUAGCUAUUAUCUUCUUUAAGUCUAUUGAUUUCAAAUCUUAAUGAUC